AUGGAUCCACCCAGGAAGAUUUCGAAUGGCAGCAGUGGGGUGCCGCCGCCGCAGCAUAUGCAAAUUGAUCGCCCCCCUUUGGCUGUCAGUGUUAAACCAAAAGUUCUUCCGGUACCAAGAACUGAAACGCCAAAGGUUGUGAAGGGAUCAACUGAAAGAACAAUUGAAGUUAGCAAGGAUAUAAAGAGACAAAAGAAAGACCUGAAACCAGAUGAAGUGGAAAAUUUAAAGGCUUGUCAGCUUGAAUUUGGGAGCUACUGCCUCUGGUCAACAGAACAUAAAGUAAUUAUGAAAGAUUCAGUAGUGAAAAGGCUAAAAGACCAACUAUUUGUGGCCCGCUCAUACUAUCCAAGUAUUGCCAAGCUUCAAGGACAGGAGGCACUUACUCAGGAAAUGAAGCAAAAUAUACAAGACCAUGAGAGGGUUCUCAGUGCAUCUGCUGUUGAUGCUGAUCUGCCAUCCUUUAUCAACAAGAAGAUAGAGCAGAUGGAGCAUACAAUAGCAAAAGCGAAAUCAUGCACUGUGGAAUGCCACAAUGUUGUCAGGAAGCUUCGGCAGAUACUUGAUAUGACCGAUGAUGAAGCUCAUUUUCAUAUGAAGCAGAGUGCAUUCCUCUACAAUCUUGGUUCUCAGACAUUGCCAAAAACUCACCACUGUUUCUCUAUGAGGUUGACAUUGGAAUAUUUCAAAUCCCCUUCAUUGGAUUCUGAUGUUUAUCCGGCUCGCAAGUUCAAUACCCCAAACCACAGGCACUAUGUUAUACUAUCUAAGAAUGUCCUUGCAGCUUCUGUUGUCAUCAACUCAACAGUUAUCAAUUCUAAGGAGCCAGCAAACAAUGUUUUUCAUAUCCUAACUGAUGCUCAAAACUUCUAUGGCAUGAAAUACUGGUUUGCCCGAAAUUCAUACAAAAAGGCACCUAUCCAUGUCGUAAACUAUGAAGAAAUGAUUUUAGAGAAGCUACCAAAGUUUAGUACGCGAGAGCUGUAUUUGUCUGAGGAGUUUCGUGUUCUCAUCAGGAGCACCGAGCGGCCCACUGAGCAGACAAGAAUAGAGUACUUGUCAUUGUUCAGCCAUUCACAUUUCUUUAUUCCUGAAAUAUUCAAGGAUCUAAAAAAGGUGGUUGUAUUGGAUGAUGAUGUGGUUGUUCAACGUGAUCUGUCUUUCUUGUGGAAACUUGAUAUGGGGGACAAGGUAAAUGGUGCUGUUGAAUUUUGUGGUGUAAGACUGGGUCAAGUGAGAAAUCUCCUGGGUAAGACAAAGUAUGAUCCUAAAUCAUGUGCAUGGAUGUCUGGGGUGAAUGUGAUCAAUUUGGAUAAAUGGAGGAAGCAUAAAAUAACAGAGAAUUACCUGCUGCUCCUUAAACAGGUCAAGAAAAAAGACGAGGUAUCUCUGAGAGAAGCUGCCUUUUCUUUAAGCCUGUUGUCUUUUCAAAAUCUCAUCUACCCCCUUGAUGGGAGGUCGACUCUGUCUGGACUUGGAUAUGAUUAUGGAAUCGAUCCGGAGGUUGCACAGAGCUCUGCAGCAUUGCACUACAAUGGCAAUAUGAAGCCUUGGCUCGAGUUAGGCAUACUGGACUACAAGAAGUACUGGAGGAGGUUUCUCACUCGAGAAGAUCGAUUCAUGGAUGAGUGCAAUGUAAAUCCGUAG
Triticum turgidum subsp. durum (durum wheat) is the source of this 1647-nucleotide messenger RNA. The record is from the annotation of a GenBank genome assembly. NCBI's taxonomy places the organism in Eukaryota, Viridiplantae, Streptophyta, Magnoliopsida, Poales, Poaceae.